Messenger RNA from Colletotrichum destructivum, 1232 nucleotides. RefSeq lists its product as uncharacterized. Bases 255 to 1232 code for a protein of 325 amino acids. The record is from RefSeq and is a predicted model, not a curated record. The transcript has 3 exons. Lineage: Eukaryota; Fungi; Ascomycota; Sordariomycetes; Glomerellales; Glomerellaceae.
CUUGCGCAGCCUGCAGGAAAGCCUGACGAUUUGCAGGGCGGUUCGUGGCUAUGCGGCCUUCUCGACUCUUUGAAAUGAGGCUCGCUCCCUCCCCGCAUCUGACAGUUUGACAGAGUCCGCCAUCUUGCCAACUCGAAAAGCUCCGUCCUCGGAAAGCGGUCCCGCGAUUUCUUGUCAGAUAUACUUAGCAAGGUACUCCAACUUCAUUGCCCAAACCCGACGAGAAGCGCCGACAUACGGAAAAGAACACCACCAUGGCGGAAGUGUUCGGCGUCGUCGUGAGCGCCCUGACGGUGGCCGAGAUGGCGGGCAAGUUCGGCGCCAGCAUCGUCAAGCUGAAGAAGCUCUGGGACGAGGUCCAGGACGUGCCCAACGAGAUCGCCCACCUCUUCCGGCAGCUGGAGAUCCUCCGGCCCGUGCUCGCCGAGAUGGAGGCCGAGUUCUCGCAGCGGACGCACCGGGUGCACCACGACAGCGCGGCGAACCUCAGCAUGGAGUACUGCCAGCAGGCGGUGGGGGAGCUGGACGCGCUGGCCGAGGAGCUGCAGUCGCGCAUCAACGCCGCGAGGCGGUCCAGGAGGCACAUCACGAAGCUGAAGGUCACGUUUAGGAAGGAGCAGAUCCAGGCCUACCAGGAUAAGAUACGGUUCGCUUUGCAGCUUCUGGCUCUCUCGCAGCAGACGUACACGAUUUCUCUGGUCAAGUCACGGCCGCUGAUCCAAGAAGGCUCGUCUCAAUCGACAGCAGCAAACCAAUCUAUCCAGUCUGAAAUCAUUGUGGGAAGUCCGCAAGUCAGGCAGAACAUGUGUUCCGGUCCAACUAGCUGGCGUUCAAUGGCCUCGAUGCGGUGGCGGAAGGCCUCUUUCUUCGGUGCUUUCGUCUAUCAAACGACAUCAGACCCCAGUCACCCCGACAUCCAAGUCCACCAGGCACGCGUCCAGCUUCCAUGGUGGAUAUCAGAGACGGUCUGGGAUUUCCAGGCACAAAGGGCGUGUUCAGGGUGGAAAGUCUUACUCAAGACCUGGAUAAUGCGACCCUACGACGCACCAAUCUUCCGCCACGUCGAAAAUGGUUCUUGGUCCGAUAUCCUUGUGGCUUUCAGCAGGGGAGAGGCCUCUUUACAAGAUGUUAACACUAACGGGUGGACACUUCUACACGUAUGGCCCGUUUCCAAUUCGAUCCCCUGGACAGUAGCCAACUCACUUUUGAGAGCAGAUGGCCGUUUUUCAUGA